Vicia villosa (hairy vetch) is the source of this 888-nucleotide messenger RNA. RefSeq lists its product as uncharacterized. The transcript has 2 exons. The coding region runs from base 310 to 765 and encodes 151 amino acids. The record is from RefSeq and is a predicted model, not a curated record. Lineage: Eukaryota; Viridiplantae; Streptophyta; Magnoliopsida; Fabales; Fabaceae. Gene Ontology annotation, molecular function: zinc ion binding.
CCUCUAGGGUACUUUAACUUAUUUAAAUGUAACAACUUGGUCCUUUAUGUUAUUUUUGCUCCACAAUAGUCCUUUAAGUUACCUAACACUAUCAACGUUGCCCUUGGUCAAAGGUUCCGUCCCAAAAAUGAUGAUUUGUCACUAACGGUGCUGAGCUGUCCGUUAAGUUAUGCUGACUGUGAAUAUAUCAUAUUGUUUAUUUAAUUUGGGGAAAAAAUUCCUACAAAUCGUGAACCCUAAGCUUUCUGGGUUUACAAUUCCAUCUCAUUCCCAAAACCGUGAACCCUAAUUUUUUUCUCCUCUCCGUCAAUGGCCCAACUCGGUAGCAGCGCAACAAAUCGUAGAGCUGAGAACUCAAUUUCGUUAAUAUCGAGUGCGUCUCAAUCUGGAAUUGAACCGUUAUGUUUGUGUGGAUCCAAAGCAGCGAUAAGAUCAGUUAAGAAGAAAGGAAGAAACUUGGGGAAGCUAUUUUGGGGAUGCAGAUACUUUAAGAGUGAAGAUGAUAAUCCUGGUUGCAAUUUUUUUCUGUGGUAUGAAAAUCAACACAGUGAUGAAAGCAAACAAGAGAUACAACACGCUGCAUUAUCAAGGUGUUUUAAAUGUGACGAAAAGGAUUUACAACUCAAGAUGCUUAGGAGGGAUGACAACUACAACAAGGAUAUCAUGAAGAACAUUUUGAAGAUGAUGAAGAUGCUAUUUUAUGUCAUAAUCUGUUUAGUUUUGAUUGUUGUAGUGUUGAUUUGUAUGUUGUUUAAGGAGUGGUGAUCAUAGUUAAUGUUAAUGUUAUGGUUGUAACAAGUAGUUUUUGGCCCCUUGAUGUAAUAUUUUAUGACAAUUGGAGUUUAAUGCUAUCUUCUUGAUCUGUGUUGCAUAUUCCAGUUUUGAUAC